Messenger RNA from Pseudocercospora fijiensis CIRAD86, 672 nucleotides. RefSeq lists its product as uncharacterized. Gene Ontology annotation, cellular component: intracellular anatomical structure. Bases 1 to 672 code for a protein of 223 amino acids. NCBI's taxonomy places the organism in Eukaryota, Fungi, Ascomycota, Dothideomycetes, Mycosphaerellales, Mycosphaerellaceae. The record is from RefSeq and is a predicted model, not a curated record. The transcript is spliced from 2 exons.
AUGACUACUGUCGACAAGGCACAACUACACGCCCACUUCGACCCUACCAAACCUAAGCCAGAAUCCGAGACUGUUCAAGCAAUCAUCACAAAGCUUGGUCUGAUAGAACACCCCGAAGGAGGCUACUUCGCAGAAACAGAUCGAGACGAGCUGCGAGUACCUAACUCAUUACCUGCCUCGACCGGCAAGCAGAGACGAGCUUGUACAACGAUUCAUUAUCUGCUGACACCGAAGUCACCCCUCGGCGCUCUGCAUCGAAAUAAAGCUCGAACAGUGCACACACUCCACAAAGGUCGUGGUCGAUAUGUCAUCGUUCACGCCGACGAAGUAGCAACAGCAGGAUGCCCACUGGGAUACAGCCCAGACGAAACGCUUCCCGAAGACCAAAGAUGGUCGGGCAAAGCAAGGGUUGAAGUCUUUACUGUUGGCCAGAAUGUCUUGGCUGGCGAGAAACUGCAGUGGAUUGUCGAAGGAGGGAAAUAUAAGACCAGUUUCUUGUUAGCAGAUGAUGAGACUGGUGUCACCAGCGAGGAAGGGCUCUUGAUCAGUGAGACUGUCGUUCCAGGUUUCGAGUAUGAAGAUCAUGACUUCAUGACUUCUGAAAGAUUUGAGAGUUUGAUAGAGGAUGGUUGUCAACAGCACAUGCGGUGGAUGGUCAGAAGCUCGAAUUAG